UGUCAGGAUAGAUUGAAGAGCUACCCCCACAGGCUAAGUCAUCUGGGAAGCGAUAACCUAACUCCCCCCAUCGAACACUCGAUAAACCAACAAAAUUUGUCAAAUUAUAUAAUAUCUUGUCUUAAAAAGGUGAAAUUGAAAGACAAAUCAAACUUCUGAAUAUCCUCAGGUUGUUCAUAUCAACUCAAAAUGUCAUUUUGGUAUCAACUAUUACAAACUCGAGAGACUUUGACGAUAGCUACUUUCAGAUAAGAUUCUGGCCGGAAAACCUAAGGAUAACAUCUUAGCUUGGCAAACAAGUUAGUAAAAGAGACGGGAAAACCGGUGACAUUAUUCUUUUCGGUAUAUAAUACCGUUCGAUUUGGUUAUCCAUGUGACGGCUUUAAUGUUCAGUUGGUCAACAGGUUUCUAGUUCCCGUUUAUGGGCUACGUGACGUUUUCUAUUUUAUGUUAUUGUUACCGGCUUACCGCCAAGCGUGUCUACUAUCUAACGUCUACACGUCACCAGGUUUUUUAAUCGUAGCAAAUACGUGCCAUCCUCGCUCAUUUCACGAAAUUCGUAUUAUAUAAAAUCACCAAUGAUCAUGACCUACAUAAUUAUAAUUUUAUUUAUUCAAAAUAAAGUCAAAUAUUAAAAUUUAAAAUCCUUUUUAGUAUAAAUUGAAAAUAUUUUAUCAAUAUAUUCAAUUAUUUGCUAACUAUGUUUUAUCAAUCACAAUCGAAAAUUUUAAUUAAAUAAUUAAGAAGUUUACAUAAGUUUAUUAUUUUUCAAAACUACAAGAAGCAAGCUUAUUAAAUAUUUAAAAACUUUAUACGAUAUAUUAAGUAUAUAUUAUAUUAUUUCUAAAAAUCUUUUUACAAUAUUAUAUACUUUUUAACAUAUUUUUAAGUUUUAUGUAUAUUUUACAUAUUUUCCUUUUAUAUUUUUAUUUGUGUAUUUGUGACACAUGUUAAGGUAACGUACGUGUAUCACACUAAUUUAUAGGUUUAGAAAUUAUAAUUUUUGUUUUAUUUUUUUUGUCGAUUUCUUCGCACAUUCAAAAAUAUUUAAAUUUUAUAUAUUUUCUAAAUAAGAAAACCAUCAAUUAUACAUCUAAUCACAUUUUAACCAAUAGUAAAAUAAAUUGGAAAAUAUAAAAAUUUAUAGAUCAUAUAAAGUUGAUGAUAUUUUACAUUAAAAUUUUAAAUCGACACUCAGUUUAUAACGAAAAUUUUACUCCAGGCAAUUAAGCUGAAGCGGAGAGAUUAUCGUAUAAAAGUCAACUUUAAUCGGUAUGAAAUCACGAUUAAUUUUAUGAUGAUAUUUCUUUCCAGUAAUGAUAGUAAAAUUAGGCACAUAUAUGGUACUAUUAUAAUAUUCACUAUGAAUUUGAUUUCGUGCCAAAUUGAAAAGUGAUUAUUACAUUAAUUUUGGAUGUUUGACCAGUGUUGUUGUGCAAUUAUUACGGUGAGAUUCAGCCAAAUUGUGCCAUUACAUUAAGGAAGUUUUUUAUUUCUUUCCCAAUGAGCUUUCUUAAAAUAAAUAACCAAUGCUGCAUCGACACAAAAUCCACCUCCUUUUUCAUAGGAUGAGUAAUUAUUAUUAUUUAUUAAAAAGUGCCAAAAUCAGUUACAUUUUCUCCAUUUCUUAUAGAAAACCUUGAAUCUCAUCAUCACCUGGAGGAGAAGAAAGACGGUGGUGUAGUUUUCUUUCUUUCUUGAAAGCCCUAAAUCUUUCUUUGUUAUCAAUAAAAGAUGGGAGAUAACAAACACAAAGAUCAAAGGCCACUUUCGUUUGACAAAUCUAGUAAACCCAUUUUUUCAUUUUACUUGUCAUCUUCAUCACCAUGCUCUUUUACGGCCAUCAUCAUCCUCCUCAUCUUCUUCUCAUAUUUUUUAUACUCAUUCAGUUUCAUCACAUUUUUACACCCUUACUCUCCUUCUAGAAUCUCCAACUCUCUCCUUGUACCUGUUAUGCGCCUCGGAUCCGGUCAACAACCCGACGAAAAGACAGAGCUUAAACACAUCGUGUUCGGGAUCGCCGCGUCCUCCAGUCUGUGGAAGCGUCGGAGCGAAUACGUGAAAACGUGGUGGAGACCAAACGGAGAGAUGAAAGGUUUUGUCUGGCUAGACAAACCCGUAAACGACACCGUUUCGUCCUUCCCCUCCUGGGCCUUCCCUGAGAUCAAAAUCUCUUCGGACACGUCGAGUUUUAAGUACCGUUAUCGUAGCGGUCACAGGUCAGCCAUAAGGAUCACAAGAAUCGUGUCGGAGACGGUGAGAAUGUUAAACGGAACUGAACACGAGAAACACGUUAGGUGGGUUGUGAUGGGUGACGACGACACUGUGUUUUUCGCUGAGAAUCUGCUAAGGGUUUUGAGGAAAUACGAUCAUAAGCAGUUUUAUUACAUCGGAGCUCCCUCAGAGAGUCAUUUGCAAAAUUUGCAUCAGUUCUCAUACGGAAUGGCUUAUGGAGGAGGUGGUUUCGCGAUAAGCUAUCCGUUGGCAAAGGCGUUGGAGAAGAUACAAGAUCGGUGUAUUGAGAGAUACUCUGAUCUCUAUGGUUCUGAUGAUCGGAUUCAUGCUUGCAUGGCCGAGAUUGGUGUUCCUCUCACCAGAGAAGCUGGCUUUCAUCAGUUUGAUGUGUACGGGAAUCUCUUGGGUCUUUUAUCAGUUCAUCCACAAGUGCCAAUAGUCUCGAUCCACCACCUAGACGUAGUAGAGCCUAUAUUCCCAAGAACAAACCGAGUCAAUGCCGUAAAGAGACUCAUGAUCCCAGCAAAGCUUGAUUCAGCUAGCCUCGUCCAACAGUCCAUAUGCUACGACACAACCCGUCAGUGGACAAUGUCUAUCUCGUGGGGAUACACAGUCCAUGUCACACGUACUUAUAUGCCAGCAAGGAUGAUGGAAGUGCCCACUCGCACAUUCAACGACUGGCACAAACGCCACGAUUUCACCAAUGUUGCUUUCAACACACGUCCUGUAACAUACACUGAUUGUCAGCGUCCCCGAGUGUUUUACUUGUCUCGUGCGCUCAAUGAUUCUUCUUCGGGCACAACGAUAAGCGAGUAUUUGAGGCACAAUGAAUGGAAUCCUAAAUGUGAGUGGGGAAUACAAGAUCCUUCUGAUAUCAAUCGUAUCUUCGUCUACAAAAAGCCUAACCCUGAUAGGUGGACUAAGGUACGUACACACUCAUUUUUGCUUUUGUUCAAUUUACUAUGUAUGAAAAUUUAUUCCAUAGUUUACAAGCUAUAUGUAAAUGUCAAUGCUUAUAGGCUCCACGGAGAGAUUGUUGUCGGUUAUUGCCUACAACGAAGAAGGGAACUAUGGUGAUCAAUGUGACAGCUUGUGAAAAUGACGAAAUUGUUGCUUAUUCUGAUAAGUAGUUCAUCUGUUACUUCACAUGGCUUAUAAGAACAACUUGUUUUCUUAUGAGAAAUUCUUUAGCUUGUUUGUUUACUGUAUUGACAUUGUAUACUUACAAAAUAAACUUUAAAAGAAUUAUCGAACUUUCUUCUUCUAUUUUUGUGUGUUAACGAUUGUAUUAAAAUGUUUAUGUAUCUUGCAAUUACUCAAAAAAUGUUUGUCAAUAUAUAUUUUUUCUAUAAGAAACAGUUAUCAAAUAUUUUCUUAAAACUAAAAUUUUAAAUCCAGUACUGAAAAGAGUUAAUAUUAAAGUACAAAAUUUAGAAUAUUUUUGAAGACUAAGGAGGGGGGGGGGGGGGGGGGGGGGGGUUAUUGGGCAAAGAAUUCUAGAGGAAUUAUUAAAUUUUGAGAUUCCAUUAUUAUUGGUUUGUGAAUUUUUAAAAUCUAAAUAGAAUCCAUUGUUAUUGGGGUGAUGAUUUUUAAAUACCACUCAAAAUCCUUUAUUAUUGAAAUAGUUUAGUUUUCAUUGAUUUUAAGAUUCUAUUAAAAUCUAUUGUUAUUGGGAUGUAAAUUUUCUUUGUUUUUACUCAUAGUACUCAAUUUUGAGAAUAUCAUCUAUACCCAUAAGAUUUUUGAAAUCAAUGUAAUAAAAUACACUCACAUACAAAAACUCAAAUUGAAGAAUGAAAUAAUAUACAAAUCACAACUUUAACGUAAUACAAUUCACAACUUAA
This is a messenger RNA of Brassica rapa (field mustard), 4079 nucleotides long. RefSeq lists its product as uncharacterized. The record is from RefSeq and is a predicted model, not a curated record. NCBI's taxonomy places the organism in Eukaryota, Viridiplantae, Streptophyta, Magnoliopsida, Brassicales, Brassicaceae.